This is a messenger RNA of Spodoptera litura, 2127 nucleotides long. Lineage: Eukaryota; Metazoa; Arthropoda; Insecta; Lepidoptera; Noctuidae. The record is from RefSeq and is a predicted model, not a curated record.
CAGUGAGGUGUCACGUCUGCACACUCAGAUCAGAAACCACUACCUACCCCCUGUGUCUAUCAGCUCUACAGUGGAUACUUCUCUGUAAAUGUUUCAGGUGGCUCCCGACUUGAAUCUCAAAUAAUCUCAAUAGAUACGGAAUCUCUCAACAAUGAAUCUCAGACAAUUAUCUAAAUAUUUGAAAAAGAAAAGGAACUUUUUAAAAUGUGUAGUGUGUGCGAUUGUGCUGUGGUGUACGUACGAUUAUUUUGGAAUCGGUGACUACUUACAUGCAUCAAGCUUCGAAAACGAUUUCCACUAUCCACUCGAUGUGAAUAUCAAAGACCUAGUGAAUGAAGUGUUAAGUAACCAGAAGCUCUCGGUAACUCCUAUCAACUACUACCCUUACAGUUUCCUCAGCAACUCCGGGAAAUGUACCAAUAUCGAGAAGAUAGACUUAAUGAUCGUGGUCAAAUCGGCGAUGGAUCACUUUGGCCACAGAGACACCAUCAGAAAAACAUACGGCAAUGAGGAUAUACCAGGACGUACUGUGAAGAUCCUAUUCUUCUUAGGAGUCGACGGAAAGCCCAAGUCCGACGUGCAGCGCCAAAUAGACCAGGAGAUGGCAGACUUCCACGACAUCAUUCAGAUGGACUUCAUCGACUACUACUACAACAACACCAUCAAGACGAUGAUGUCGUUCCGCUGGGUAUACGAACACUGCUCGCACGCCGAUUACUACCUGUUUACAGACGACGACAUGUACAUCUCCGUGAACAACUUGCUGGGGUACCUCCACGACCGGCUCGAUGCGUCUAGCGCGCUGCAGGGAGACUUGUUGUUCACCGGAUACGUGUUCCACUCGGCUCCGCAGCGGUUUAGAUUCAGCAAGUGGCGUGUGUCAUUGGAGGAGUACCGCUGGGACAGAUGGCCGGACUACGUGACAGCAGCCGCUUAUGUCUUAUCCAAUAAGGCUAUGCGUGUCAUGUACAUUGGUAGUCUGUUUGUGAAGCACUUCCGUUUCGACGACAUCUACCUGGGCAUAGUGGCAAAGAAGGUGGGCAUCACGCCAGAGCAUUGCCCACACUUCUAUUUCCACAAGAAAAAGUUCUCCCUCGACGCCUAUGAGGACGUGAUAGCGUCGCACGGUUACCAUGAUCACGAUGAACUCAUCAGGGUCUGGCACGAGAUGAAUUGCAAGUGAAUAAAAGACUGUACAAGUACCUACUGCAAUCUAGAUUGUCAUAGGCAUUUUUCCAUUUUGGAUGAUAUCCACGAAAGACAUAUUAUGUUCUGUUGAAAAAUAUUUUAAUUUAUUUUAUUCCUAUAGCUUUCUAUUUGUCAUUGUAUCUUGAAUGCUCAAUUGAAUUGAAGCUAGAUGAUGCUGACCGCAAUCGUAAAUAUUUUGUAGGGGGUUGGAUCUCAAAGUUAGUUUAAAGAAAUACAGCCCGAAUCUGGAUAAGACUCAGUGCCGACUGCCGACUCUACAUAGGUUAGGAAACCGUAACUGUGUAAUUGGGCGAAAGGUUAGGAAAAAACCUAGUAAAGUAGAAUCUCAAAAUAUGUCACAAUCAACAACUUUUUUCUAUUCUAACUUUAAGUUUAUACUUUAUACCAAUAACACUGGCUUCCACAGACAAUACCUAAGUUGGGAUGUUGUACUUUUGUAGUAAAUAUUUCUAGUUGUCUAGUGUUGUAGUCGAGGAGGUACAAUAUAUUUUAUGCGCUCUUCUGUAAUAUAAUUUAGAAAACAAUGCUUAUGUGAUAGUGUGCAAUUAUCGGUAUUUAGAUACUUACUAUCUUACACAACCUUCUGGGCAAGAGCUUUUGAUGAAUUUCUCCAACUACAUUUAUGGUGAUAAAAGUAACUGGAAAAAUUUCCAAAUUUUGAUUUUUCAACUGCUCUGGAACUGUCACAACCAAAUGCAUCCGACAUUCCCAAAUUAACAAAAAUGACGCGGUUCAGCUAUUUCAUAAAAAGUAUAUAUAUAGGAUAGUUAGUAACUAAGUACAUAGACAAUGUAUAAUUAAAAGUACAUAUUUCACUUCGUAAGAUACUGUAAAUACGAAGGUGAAACCGGGUAAUGUAUACUCCCCUUAUAUUUUCCAAAAAUGAUAUAUUUGUAGAAAUAAAAGUCUUUAAUUAAA